AUGGCGGAACAAUUCGUCGGUCGAUGGGUGAUGCAAGGACUCAGUUGGCCCCUCCGCAAAGUUCUCUGCUUAGCAGGCUUGCGUAUAGACGUAACCGCCACCCCGGGGAAGCCGGAUUCGUCUCAAGGUAUGGAUCCUCGAGAACAAAUCAUCACGGUCAAUGCAACAGUCACCGGCACACCCACGGGCGGGUUGGGAGGCUCCACGGAGGUCAGGAAGAUGGAUUGGAGCAUCCUUGAGAGAGACGAUUUUCUAUUCGGACCGUUACAGGAGCAAAGCCACUUUGUUUACCCCAAGGAACGCGGAGAUGAGCAUGAAAACACAGACAAAGGGGUGUACCCGGAUGUUGAAAUGAAGACAAAGGUGGAUGACCUGAGGGCGGGCAGGUUUCUCCGCGGGGAGAUCUAUGAGAAUGGAAGUGAGAGUCUCUGGGAUCUCACGGGGCGGAAGAGAGGAGAUGAGGAGGAGAAAGAAGGGAAACAGGACGGGCCUGUAUGGGUUCAUACAUUUGUCCGGAACCUGCGCGGGAAUAGAUGGACGGCGGAGCAGAUCUGGGGCUUCGAGGUCAUCAAUGGCGAACGAUGCCAUACUCGACGCGUUGUUGUUGCGAAUACCAAGGGCCAAUAUGUGCUGGCUAGGCUAGUGUACAAGUACGUUGGUGAAGAAUCUGAGCCGAAAAAAUAG
This is a messenger RNA of Aspergillus nidulans FGSC A4, 684 nucleotides long. RefSeq lists its product as uncharacterized. The transcript has 3 exons. The coding region runs from base 1 to 684 and encodes 227 amino acids. Lineage: Eukaryota; Fungi; Ascomycota; Eurotiomycetes; Eurotiales; Aspergillaceae. The record is from RefSeq and is a predicted model, not a curated record.